AUGGGCACAAUGGCAAUCGCUGCGGGAGUUCUUGUCCAACAUCUAAGCACGCCGCUACAAGAAUGGGAGGCCCGCAUUAUCUAUUGGGGGGUAUGGGUGUCAUGGCCGAUGAUCUUCACACAGAUCGCGGCAGCCUACUGGGGUGCCAACAAGAUGCUUCCUAUUGUUAGUUCCAAUUCACCUCCCUGGCCCAGCUGAGUGAACACGCUGACAAUUUGCCAAAGGCUGGGGAAGCGGCCCCUGGAGCGUCCCCGUGGAAGGAAAACGUCGUUGCAGCCGCUCACAUUGCAGCGGUACUCGGUAACAUCCCCGCAUGGGCGAUAAUUUGCUGGAGGCUCUAG
Messenger RNA from Clonostachys rhizophaga, 341 nucleotides. NCBI's taxonomy places the organism in Eukaryota, Fungi, Ascomycota, Sordariomycetes, Hypocreales, Bionectriaceae. The record is from the annotation of a GenBank genome assembly.